AUGGUGAUAAACCAUAGAAAUAAGAUCAAAAUUACUAUCAGUAAGGGUGAUGAUGAAAGCAGUAAUAACGAGCGGCCCGAUCGGUCCGUGGCGGUGAGCUCUGAGGGGGCGCGCGCAGGCCGCGGCGCGGGGCGGCGGGGCGGGGCGGGGCCGGCAGUGCGCGGCCGGGCAAGGGCGACGCCUGGCGGCCGGCCGCGGCGCCGCAGGAGCCGCUCGCUGCCCGCUCUGCCCAUCCCACCGCGGGAUGCGGGGCGCUGCGGUCAGCCCCGCGUGAGACAGCCGGACCUGCUGCGCUUCCCGCAGAGGCAGAAGCCCCUCGAGCCCUCCGUGGAUGAGACUCGCCCACCUCCCCAUGCCCCAGGGAGGCCGGUGGGGAACCCGCAGCUCCCGAGGGCUUGGAGGCGGGGAAGACCUUUCGGGCAGAGAGCGGGGCUUCCCCCCGCACCCUCGGCCACGGGCAUCAAGGCGCCGGUCGAAGAUAUACGUCCAGGCUGUAGAGAUCGUCCCCGGCUGGGAGGAGCCAGCGGCUCCGCCGCUGUAAACAGUGCGGGCACCGCCAGCGCCGCGGCCGAGGAGCCGGCGCGGCGCACGUGUUGCGGGCGGGGGUUGCCCCGCGGCUGCGGGCAGCGGCUGCGGCGGCGCUCGGGACGCGCCGGCUGCGGGGAGUCCCGCGGAGCCGCGGCUUCUCCUGCCCUACGCGCCGGACCCGGAGCCAGUCCCGGUCCCGGCGCCGCCGCGGGACGCGUCGGGGAGCAGCGAGCGGCGGCAGCGCAUCAGGUCGGUACCGCGCCCCUCCGAGCCCCUCCGCGCCCUUCCGCGCACCGCCGCCGCUGCCGCCCUUGCCCCUCUCUUGCAGCGCUCUGCCUGGGGGCUGCUCCGUACCUCGCCCCGUGGCGACCUGGCUCCGACACCCGCCGUGCCGCCGUGGUGGGCCGGGGGGCGGCCCUGCGGUUGGAGAGCUCCGCCGCCUUCCACUCCCUCGUCAUCCGCGACGGAGGGAGGCUGGUGUUCGCCGACCGCCCCCACGGGCCGCCUAUCACCCUGCGGGCCCGCUACAUCCUCAUCCACGACGGCGGGGAGCUGCACAUCGGCUCUGAACGCUGCCCCUAUAGCUCGCGGGCCAUCAUCUCACUGUACGGGCGAGCCACCGAAGGGGCGGCCGUGGAGGGCUUCGGGCAGAAGUUCGUGGGCGUGGGUCGCGGCGGCGUCCUGGAGCUGCACGGCCGUCGGCCCCGCUCCUGGACCCUCCUGGACAAAACCCUGCACCCCGGCGGGCUCCGCCACGGCGCCUACUCCUCCGAGAAGCGAUGGGGCAGCCGCGGGAUCAACCUUCGCGUCCUAGACGCCAGCACGGGGAGGGUGCUGGCAGCGAGACGCUUCGACACCCACCUGCAGCCCGGCGAGGGCCGGCGGCUGCUCGCCUUCCUGGCUCUUCAGGCCCCUGGAAGCGUGGUGGCGGCUGCCGUCGGGGACUCGGCCGCCCGCAGCCUCACGCUGGAGACGCGGCUGCUGCUGCGGGAUCGCCUGGGCAGCAGGUACAUCGCCCGCCUGGGCUACAGGCAGCCCUGGGCUCUGGUCGGAAUCCUUGGCGGGGAUCGGCUUUCCACAGCGGAAGAUAAGCGAGAGUAUCACGGGAACGGGACAACGGGGCUCGCGGUAGCCCAAAGAGAUUUCCUCACCUAUGAUGGCACCCGUUUUACUGUUACUGCUUUCAGUGGAUGGAUAAAAGGGAUACCUCAUAAUGGAUUUAAAGUGGAAGUGUCCAAAGGAAUAAUUCUUCAUUUGGUGGAUGAGGUUACAAGUUGGUUACCCGGUGACCGGAUCGUUGUUGCCAGUACAGAUUAUUCUAUGCAUCAGGCUGAAGAGUUUAAUCUCCUUCCUUGCCCUGAAUGUAAAAGUAAUCAAGUGAAAAUUGAUGGCAGCCCACUUUAUCUUCAUAUUGGAGAAGUCAUAGAUGGCAUUGAUAUGAGGGCAGAGGUUGGUCUUCUGACUAGAAAUGUACUUAUUCAAGGAGAAAUGGAAGACUCUUGUUAUGGACAAAAUCAGUGCCAGUUUUUCUCCUUUGAUACAUUUGGAGGACAUAUUAAAAUCCUAAGAAAUUUUAGCUCUGUUCACAUGUCAGGAGUGGAAUUAAAAAACAUGGGGCAGCAAAUCCUGGGCAGUUACCCUGUGCAUUUUCACUUGGCUGAGGAUGUGGAUGAGAGAGGAGGAUACGAACGCCCAACAUACCUUGAUAACCUGGCUAUCCACCACUGCUUCUCUAGGUGUGUUGCCAUACAUGGAACUCAUGGCCUUCUGGUUAAAGACACUAUUGGCUAUGACACUCUGGGGCACUGUUUCUUCCUCGAAGAUGGGACGGAGCAGCGCAACACGUUUUAUCACAACUUGGGUCUCCUCACGAGGUCAGGGACGAUCUUGCCUUCGGAUCGCAACGAGGCCAUGUGCCUCAGCAUCCGCAGCCACGUCUAUGGGAGUUACGUGCCUGUGCCAAGCACCGACUGCAUGGCUGUCAGCACAUUCUGGAUUGCAAAUCCAAACAACAGCUUAAUAGAGAAUGCAGCAGCUGGUGCUCAGGAUGUUGGGAUUUGGUACAUCUUCCACCGGGUUCCCACCGGACAGUCCGAGGGGCAAUAUCCAGAGGGACAGGCUGAACAUACCCCCUUGGGAGUAUUUUACAACAACAGAGUCCACUCCAAUUUCAAGGCUGGUUUGUUUAUUGGAAAAGGAGUAAAGACAACGAGAGCCAACGCUGAAGAUCCCAGAGAGUAUCUCACUGUCGAUAAUGCCAGAUUUCGCCCUCAUCAAGAUGCUGAUCCUGAAAAGCCACGAGUUCCAGCUGUGAUCGAUGGUCUUAUUGCUUUUAAAAACAAUGACCACGGGGCCUGGGCCAGGGGCGGUGACAUUAUCUUCCGCAACUCAGGGUUUUCAGACAAUGGAAUUGGACUCACUCUGGCAAGUGAUGGGACCUUCCCGACAGAUGAAGGCUCCAGUCUGGAAGUUACACACUCCAUUUUUGUAGGAGAAAGCAGCAACUUUGGCUCUCAGGGAGGCCAAAACAGCUACUGGGGAAAAGGGGCAAAUGGAGAAUACAGAACACUGCCCAGAAACAAGACAUUCCCUAUUCGUGGAUUCCAGAUUUAUGAUGGGCCUGUCAGGAUGGCAAAAUGCACUUUCAAGAAGUUCACCCCUACUGUUGACAGAUACUCAAGUGCCAUCGGAUUCUUCAUGAAAAACUCCUGGCAGAUAAGCCCCCAGAAUAAUGUGUCACAGAUCCUGAUGGAGAAAAGUGUUGGACUCAAAGUGUUUUUUGGCAGAUCGGGACAGUGGUUUGGAGACAAUGAUAAUGAUGGUGACAAAACAUCUAUCUUCCAUGAUCUGGAUGGCUCGGUGACAGGGUAUCCAGACAUUUUCAUAGGCAGAGCAGACAACUACUUGCUGCGUCACCCUGGGUGUCUCACUGUCCCACGCUGGAACGGGCUGAUGUGUACUGGGAAAUUUGCACAGCUUUAUAUUCAGGCCAGACGCCCUGAGAAUCUGACCUUAUCCAUUGCCAGAGCAGCAUACCACUCCCACCCGUUGUGGCUGCAAGGCGUGAACAGAGGAGCACCGUACCAGCAGUACCAGCCUGUCGUCAUGCUCGAGCAGGCUUAUAUCAUCCAGUGGGAUGGCAGAGCACCUGAGGAUGUUAUCCUCUAUCCAAUCAACUUCAACAGAGGAGACUGGCUGCAUGUUGCCCUCUGCUAUCCCAGGGAAGCUGUUUUCCAGGUGGUGUCUGAUAUCUACCAGCGACGGACGGGGACGGUGCACAGUGUAAAGCAUUACCUCGCUGCUCCCUCCCGGGCCAGUGCUCUCAACGGGACCGGCGAGCGCCUCUUCUACUUCGACAGAGCAUCAGGGUACCUCUUUGUUCACCUGCAAGCCCAUGAAGCUCGGAGAGGACACAGUUACUGCUCUCAGCAAGGCUGUGAACGUAUCAAAAUCACAGCACACAUGUACCCAGGGGAGUCAUGGAGUUGUGAACCAAACCCCUUCCCUGAGAGACCAGCAGCUGCCCAGCGCCCCGUGUCCCAGCGCCCAGCUGGGCCCUGCGGAGCCCCACAGCUUGCUAUCACUAGCACACCCUCGGUCAAGUAUGUAAAGGUCCAGAUCCAGUCUCUCAGCAGGGCAGACCCACGAACCCACUUGACAUCUGCAUUCAUUAAGAUAAAUGACACAGUUUUCCUGUUCAAUAGCCGUGGGAUAUUCUUCGUGGUGCUAGAUGCAUGUUCAGGAGCAGUCGUGAGUAGGCGGCACUUUGACACAGUUACUGCUGAAAACGCUUCCAGUGCAAUAACUGAUUAUGUUCAAACAUUUAUAAAAGAGAGAUCACUUGUUCUCGUGUGCUCUAAAGAUUUUGCAGACGUGGUGGGGAGCUCUGAAAUGUCUGUUUUUACCAGGUUAGGUUCAGCAAAGCCUAUUGUCUUCCACAAGGAAGGGAGUUUUGCCAUGCUUGGCUACAAAGGACAAGCCAGACCCUCCUGGAUUAAAGUCCUUAAUCAUGCUGGUUAUCAGAAAGCUGCUUCUCUACAGCAUUAUGUUCCCUUGAAGCUGAAAGAAUAUCAAUGUCCAGCUAAUGCUGACGAGUCGCUAAAGUUUGCUCUUUCUCAGAACCACUGGGAGCACAUCCCUGCAGAGCCUGUGGUGCCCUGGGAUUAGCAUCACUGGGGCAACACCAGCCACUCUCUCCAAAACCUGCUCUUCCUUCUACAGGAUUGUACCAA
Messenger RNA from Colius striatus (speckled mousebird), 4760 nucleotides. RefSeq names its product inactive cell surface hyaluronidase CEMIP2-like. Bases 1 to 4695 code for a protein of 1564 amino acids. The record is from RefSeq and is a predicted model, not a curated record. The transcript has 24 exons. NCBI's taxonomy places the organism in Eukaryota, Metazoa, Chordata, Aves, Coliiformes, Coliidae.